AUGGCCUGGAGUUUCCACGGGAAAGCCCAGCUUGGGGGACUGCUCCUCUCCCUCUUCGGCUGGGUCUGCUCAUGUGUCACCACCAUCCUGCCCCAGUGGAAGACUCUCAGUCUGGAACUGAACGAAAUGGAGACCUGGAUCAUGGGGCUUUGGGAGGUCUGCGUGAAUCAGGAGGAAGUUGCCGUGUGCAAGGCCUUUGAGUCCUUCUUGUCUCUGCCCCAGGAGCUCCAGGUAUCCCGAAUCCUCAUGGUAGCCUCCCAUGGGCUGGGGCUCCUGGGGCUCCUGCUCUCUGGCUGUGGGUCCGAAUGCUUCCAGUUUCACAGGAUCAGAUGGGUAUUUAAGAGGCGGCUCUGCCUCCUGGGAGGGACUUUGGAAACAUCUGCUUCAGCCACUACCCUCUUUCCAGUCUCCUGGGUAGCCUACGCCACGAUCCAAGACUUCUGGGAUAACAGCAUCCCUGAGAUUGUGCCUCGCUGGGAGUUUGGAGAUGCCCUCUACCUGGGCUGGGCUGCAGGUAUUUUCCUGGCCCUUGGUGGGUUACUCCUCAUCUUCUCAGCCUGUCUGGGAAAAGAAGACGUGCCCUCUCUCCAGAUGGCUGGCCCUAGAGCCCCGCCGUUCUGUGCCCCAGCAAAUGAGUCCAAUGACUCCUUCUAUCUAACACCAAGACCUAGGAACCUGUUCAUAUAG
Molecule: messenger RNA, 687 nt
Organism: Leopardus geoffroyi (Geoffroy's cat)
Lineage: Eukaryota; Metazoa; Chordata; Mammalia; Carnivora; Felidae
Gene: CLDN25
Product: claudin 25
Exons: 1
Coding region: 1-687 (228 amino acids)
Biological process (GO): bicellular tight junction assembly; cell adhesion
Cellular component (GO): plasma membrane; bicellular tight junction
Molecular function (GO): structural molecule activity
Source: RefSeq, a predicted model, not a curated record